AUGAAGAGCAAACACAGCACCGGCUCCACCGUCUCCAGCCUGCGCAGCCUGUCGUCGCGCGAGGGCCAGCUGAGCAUCGAGAGCGUGUCGUCGCCCACGCCGCAGCCGCACGCCGCGACCGACAAUGACGUCCCCGCCAACCCCAACCGCAUGCGCGACAACCUCAAGAUCACCGUCAUGGGCUCGCAGGGCGUGGGCAAGUCGGAGCUCGUCAAAAAGUAUGCCUACGGACAUACGCACUUCCGCUUCAGUCCGGGCGACCGCAUCAGCGGCUCCAAGCGCGUCUGCCUCAGCAACGGCGACGACUACAUGCUGUCCAUCAACGACACCUUCUCCGUGCACAUGGAGACGGCCGUCGCCGCCCACCAGAUCGGCCAGGCCGAUGGCGUCAUGCUGGUCUUCGCCCCGACCUCGAGCGAGAGCGUCGACGCCAUCAUCAACGUCUUCAACUUCAUCGCCGCCCAGUUCCGCGACACCAAGGGCCGCAAGACGCUGCCCGUCGUCGUCGUCGCCAACAAGGUCGACCUGGAACUGCCCGAGGAGCAAUUCGCCAACCUGCAGCGAGGCGCCACUUUCGCCCGCGAGCGCGGCAUUCCCUACUUUGAGACGUCGGCGCUCACCGAGCAGGGCAUCGACGAUGCGUUCGGCGGCAUGGCCGAGCGCAUCGUCACGUCGAAAAAGGAGAGGCAGAAGGAGCCGGACGACCUGUUCAAGAAGCUGAAGCGCAAGCUGCAGGGCAAGUGA
Diplodia corticola is the source of this 744-nucleotide messenger RNA. Its product is annotated as gtpase kras. The record is from RefSeq and is a predicted model, not a curated record. Gene Ontology annotation, cellular component: plasma membrane. Bases 1 to 744 code for a protein of 247 amino acids. Gene Ontology annotation, biological process: signal transduction. NCBI's taxonomy places the organism in Eukaryota, Fungi, Ascomycota, Dothideomycetes, Botryosphaeriales, Botryosphaeriaceae. Gene Ontology annotation, molecular function: GTP binding; GDP binding; GTPase activity. The transcript has 2 exons.